Molecule: messenger RNA, 4376 nt
Organism: Chinchilla lanigera (long-tailed chinchilla)
Lineage: Eukaryota; Metazoa; Chordata; Mammalia; Rodentia; Chinchillidae
Gene: Sall2
Product: spalt-like transcription factor 2
Exons: 3
Coding region: 236-3460 (1074 amino acids)
Biological process (GO): regulation of transcription by RNA polymerase II
Cellular component (GO): nucleus
Molecular function (GO): DNA-binding transcription factor activity, RNA polymerase II-specific; RNA polymerase II cis-regulatory region sequence-specific DNA binding
Source: RefSeq, a predicted model, not a curated record
CUGAAGAAAAAAAGGGGGCGUCUCCCCUUUAAAGACUCGCAGAGAUUGAGAAAGUCAGGGACAGAGAAUCAGAGAGAGUCCGUCUGUCUCUGGGAAAGGAGAACGUCUCUCCGCACAGUGAUUUGCACUGGGGGAAGAGGCAUCCGCUGGCUUCAGACCCAAGGGGGAGCCGGGACCAGGUCACCCCGGCGGAGACAAGUGAGCGUCGCCCCUCCCUGCCCCUCUCCUCCCGGGAAUGUCUCGGCGAAAGCAGCGGAAACCUCAGCAGCUGAUCUCGGACUGUGAAGGUCCCAGCGCGUCUGAGAACGGUGAUGCUGGCGAGGGUGACCGCCCCCAAGUCUGUGCCAAAUGCUGCGCGCAGUUCACUGACCCAGCUGAAUUCCUCGCCCACCAGAACGCAUGCUCUACUGACCCUCCUGUAAUGGUGAUUAUUGGGGGCCAGGAGAACCCCAACAACUCUUCUGCCGCCUCUGAACCCCGGCCUGAGGGUCACAGUAGCCCUCAGGUCAUGGAUGUAGAGCACAGCAACCCCCCAGAUGCCGGGUCCUCGGGGCCCAUGGAUCCCGCCUGGGGCCAAGAGCGGAGAGGAGAGGAAUCUGCCGGGCAUUUCCUAGUCGCUGCUACAGGUACAGCGGCUGGGGGAGGCGGCGGCCUGAUCUUGGCCAGUCCCAAGCUGGGAGCAACCCCGUUACCUCCAGAAUCUACCCCCGCACCUCCCCCUCCACCGCCUCCGCCUCCGCCCCCAGGAGUAGGCAGCGGCCACUUGAACAUCCCUCUGAUCUUGGAAGAGCUGCGGGUGUUGCAGCAGCGCCAGAUCCAUCAAAUGCAAAUGACUGAGCAGAUCUGCCGGCAGGUGCUGCUGCUGGGUUCCCUGGGCCAAACCGUGGGUGCCCCUGCGAGUCCCUCAGAGCUGCCGGGCACGGGGACUGCCUCCUCCACCAAGCCCCUGCUGCCCCUUUUCAGCCCUAUCAAGCCUGUGCAAACUGGCAAGACACUGGCACCUUCCUCUUCCUCCUCCUCCUCCUCAGCGGCAGAAACGCCAAAGCAGGCUUUCUUCCACCUGUACCACCCGCUGGGCUCACAGCAUCCCUUCUCUGCUGGAGGGGUUGCGCGAAGCCACAAACCUGCCCCCACGCCCUCCUCAGCCCUGACAGGCAGCACAGAUCAGCUGAUGGCCUCGCCUCAUCUGGCAUUCCCAGGCAGCACAGGACUGUUGGCAGCACAAUGCCUCGGGACAGCCCGCGGCCUGGAGGCCACUGCCUCCCCUGGGCUCCUGAAGCCAAAGAACGGAAGUGGCGAGCUGGGCUAUGGGGAAGUGAUGGGUCCCUUGGAGAAGCCUGGCGGAAGGCACAAAUGCCGCUUCUGCGCCAAAGUGUUUGGCAGUGACAGCGCCCUGCAGAUCCACCUUCGUUCCCAUACGGGUGAGAGGCCCUACAAGUGCAAUGUCUGUGGGAACCGCUUCACCACCCGAGGCAACCUCAAAGUGCACUUCCACCGCCAUAGAGAGAAGUACCCGCACGUGCAGAUGAACCCACACCCAGUGCCGGAGCACCUAGACUAUGUCAUCACCAGCAGCGGCCUGCCCUAUGGUAUGUCUGUGCCCCCGGAGAAGGCCGAAGAGGAGGGAGCCGCACCGGGCGGGGGUGUGGAACGCAAGCCUCUGGCGGCCUCCACCACAGCCCUCAGUGCCACAGAGAGCCUCACACUGCUCUCCACCGGUGCGGGCACAGUCACGGCUCCGGGGCUCCCUGCUUUCAAUAAGUUCGUGCUCAUGAAAGCCGUAGAACCCAAGAAUAAGGCUGAUGAAAACACGCCCCCGGGAAAUGAGGGCUCGGCUAUCAGCGGGGUGGCAGAAAGUGGCACAGCAACCCGAAUGCAGCUGAGUAAGCUGGUGACUUCGCUGCCCAGCUGGGCACUGCUCACCAACCACUUCAAGUCCACUGGCAGCUUCCCCUUCCCCUAUGUGCUAGAGCCCUUGGGGGCCUCUCCCUCGGAGACAUCAAAGCUCCAGCAGCUGGUAGAGAAGAUUGACCGACAGGGAGCUGUGGCAGUGGCUUCUACCGCUGCUGCCGCCCCCACCACCUCUGCCCCUGCGCCUUCUUCCUCGACCUCUUCUGGACCCAACCAGUGUGUCAUCUGCCUGCGGGUGCUGAGCUGUCCUCGGGCCCUCCGCCUGCAUUAUGGUCAACACGGAGGAGAGCGACCCUUCAAAUGCAAAGUGUGUGGCAGAGCCUUCUCCACCCGGGGCAACCUGCGAGCACAUUUCGUGGGCCACAAGGCAAGUCCAGCUGCCCGGGCGCAGAACUCCUGCCCCAUCUGCCAGAAGAAGUUCACCAACGCUGUCACUCUGCAGCAGCAUGUGCGCAUGCAUCUGGGAGGCCAGAUCCCCAACGGCGCUGCUGCGGUCGCUGAGGGAGGAGGAGCUGCCCCGGAGAAUGGCUCUGAGCAGUGUGCGGUCUCCGCGGCAGGGAGCUUCCCCCAGCAGCCCUCGCAGCAGCCAUCCCCAGAAGAGCUGUCUGAGGAAGAGGACGAGGAGGAGGAAGAGGAGGAGGAUGUGACCGACGAAGAUUCCCUGGCGGGAAGAGGCUCGGAGAGCGGAGGCGAGAAGGCGAUAUCAGUUCGCGGUGACUCGGAAGAGGCCUCUGGGGCGGAGGAGGAGGCGGCGGCGGCCACCGGGAAGGAGAUGGACAGUAACGAGAAAGCAGCGCAGCAGCCCUCCCUGCCACCGCCUCCACCCCCAGCGGACAGUCUGGAGCAAGCCCAGCCCGUGGAGCAGGGGAGCAGUGAUGUUCCAGGAGGCCCGGAGGAGGGACGCAGACCGGAGAGGAGCUCAAGCCCACGGCCCACCGCGGCCCUCAGCCCGGAAGCGGGAGGCACCAGCACCCCUUUGGGGGAGGAGCUGAGCCUGCAGGAAGCCAUGAGGAGGGAGCCCGGAGAGAGCGGUGGCAGAAAGGCCUGUGAGGCGUGUGGCCAGGCCUUUCCCAGCCAGACGGCUCUGGAGGAGCACCAGAAGACCCACGCCAAGGAGGGGCCACUCUUCACCUGUGUGUUUUGCAGGCAGGGCUUCCUGGAGAGGGCUACUCUCAAGAAGCACAUGCUGCUGGCUCAUCACCAGGUGCACCUGAGCACCCAUCAUCGGACCCACAGCCCAGCCCAAAGGGACUGGCAGCUGUCUCCAGAGGGCCAAGUGCCACUCUCACUGGUGACCAGUUCACAGUGCAGGACCUCGUGUCCCAGGACCUUCCUGCCCUACCGUUCUGCAACAGUACAGGGCUUUCUCGUCAGCGUGACCUGUAUGCUACGCCCGGAGCCCCAGCCUCCCCUCCACUGCCAUUUCGGGCUUGGCGCUCCCAGCUCCCAGUGCUGUGCGGUCUGCAACUGUGGCGGGGAAGGCGGCUGCAACACUCCUCGAGAGAGGCAAGGGGAAGACAGCCCCUCCUAUUUCGGCUGGAAGCGGUGAGGUGGAAGAGAAGCUAUAAAGCACACAUCCUUCCUCCACGUCCUGCUCCAGAAGGUGCCGAUGAAGCCCUUCCAGUAGUUGUGUCCAGACCGAGGGCGGUAGGGAGAAAUGCAGCACACAUUUCAGCACCUGCGUUGGUAGUCACAUGAAGGCCUCCACGCUGACUGAUGGGUGCGCCAGGGCUUCUCCAGGCUCUCAUUCAUCACUGCUUCUCAGCACGGGUAAACCAGCAGACUUCUUGCCAAGAGACCUCCUAUUUUGGGAAAUGUGAAGUUAGUUCACAUCUCAAAUGAGCUCUGCUGGUGAAGGUGGUAGAGGAGGUAAUGACAGAGUGGAAAAAUGUUGCUGAAACAUAGGGCGUGCUGGGAAUCUGUGGUGGAAAAAUGGGCACUGAUACAAGAGGAGGGAUGUGGAAUUCUCGUCAAUGUUCUUUCGGGCUAAUAGUGACGUGGUGUACGGCAGUGCACCGGGGUCGUGGGAGAUUGCCUAGCACUAGUGUGCUUCUAGUUUUAGAUAAACUCCCUCUUUUAUUCCCUGACCCUUUGUAUUUUCCUUACCUUUCUCUCUUAAGGUCCCUUUCCUCCCCUUUUGACUGAUCAAGGACCGAGGAUUUUGUCUUUGCCUCUGUCUGGUUCUUAGGUUCCCAGACAUGGGGAGAGAGAAGCUCCAGGUGCCCCUCCCUGCCUCCCUGUCUUGUAGUGAGAUGUAGUGCUUACUGUUAACAUAGGACCCUUCGGAACUGGAGCCCUGAGAGGAGAAAGUGAGGGUUUUGCUGUUGAUUGAUGCUGACGUGAAUGAUGGCUUCUCCUCCAAAGUACAGUAGUGGGCUCCAGCUCUUACUAACAUAGUGAAAUGCCAAGACCAGACAGGAGAUACUAGUGUCCUCCCCCAUCAUUAAAGGUGUUUUGGCCAAAUA